UCAUUGUUUCCUGAUAAUUUUGUGUGGUAUUAAACUCUACUUUUAUUUUGCUUUUUAGAAGCUAGUGAUAGGCUAAAGGAUUAAAAAUAGAACCAAUGAUGAAAGCAAUCUUAGUAGGAAUUCUUUUGCUUUGCUGGUUUGACUCAACGUUAUCCAGAUUAGAAAAAAAGGAUUUCGGCCCGGCUCUCCUAAAGCACGUCGAUAGAUGGCAUACUAUUUGCAGAAGGGUAACAGGUGCGUCAGAAGAUCAAAUAGAUAGGGUCUACAAUGGAACUUUCCCCGAAGGCGAUGAUGCUUUACAGAGAUACACCUAUUGCAUAUGGAAUAUGGGUGGUCAGAUGGACCUUAAUAUGAAAAUGGAUCAAAAUCAACUAUGGGUUUAUAUACCUGACAUGCACAAAGCUGACUUUGUCCACUAUAUGAAAUGUAACGCUGAUGCUAUAAAAUUGCCUAACAAAAAUCAUGUCCAGAAGGUGUGGGAGAUGCAAAAGUGCGUUCAAAAGUCAGUGGAUAACGAACACUACAUAUUCUUCUAAAGACGCAGACUGGAUUACCGGAGUUGAUAUGUUAAAAAUUAUGUGAAAAACAAUUUGAUUACCUGUUAAUAAUUCUGAAUAAACUCUUAUAUCAAUAUUAAA
Messenger RNA from Diabrotica virgifera virgifera (western corn rootworm), 638 nucleotides. RefSeq lists its product as uncharacterized. Bases 96 to 536 code for a protein of 146 amino acids. NCBI's taxonomy places the organism in Eukaryota, Metazoa, Arthropoda, Insecta, Coleoptera, Chrysomelidae. The transcript is spliced from 7 exons. The record is from RefSeq and is a predicted model, not a curated record. Gene Ontology annotation, molecular function: odorant binding.